GUCGGGGGCGGCAUGCCGGACCACUGCCAAAUGACCUGCUGCCCCUACUCAGCCCCAAGCCCUGGCGAGUCAGCCGUGUAAGCCUCCUCCCCUCCCGCUUCGGGCUGCUUGAGCCCGCGCCCGCUCCAGUUGCUGCAGCUGCCACUGCUGGCGGCUGCGGGGAGCGCGCCGAAGAGGCUCGGGCUGCGCGAACGGGGACGAGGAGGAGCCCGAGGAGGCAAGGAGGAAGAAGCGAGCAGAGGCCGAGGAAGCGCAGGGUCGCAGAGACCCGGCCCGAAGGGGUCCCGCAGAGGCAGGGCAGACGGCCGCAACCAACCUGCUGCGGCCCCGCAAGCACAGGAGGCGGUGAUCUAGGAGCGAGCGAAGCGCAGCCCAGGGAAGAAGGAAGGGUGGCGCGGGCACGCCCGGGCGGGAGGGCGCGGAUUCUCCGAUCCUAACGAGCUGUCGCCUCAUCACCCGAGAGAGCUGCGCGGGGACGGGCGGGGGACCCCGGGCCGGGGCGCAGCGCACACGCGUGGCGCACGCCAGGCGGGCCGGGCGGUGCCGAGGGCACGCAGGAUCGCGCUCAAGGAGCUUCGGGCGGCACAGACCCAGGGCACGAACGGCCCGGGGCGCCCCCUGGGCUCUCCGUCCUCCGCGCAGUCCCGGGGGCGAUCGAGGCCCGGGUCCGGGAGUGGGAGCCACCCGCCCUUAUCCCCUCCCCCCCCCGGGCCGGCCGGCAGCCCGGGGGAGGGCGGGCGGCGGCGCUUGGCUGUAUAUAUCUCCGCACACCCCGCCAGGUCGCGCACAGCGCCCCGAGCCCAGGCACCUCCCCGCCCCCCUCCCGGCGCUCCGCGGCGGCGGCGGCAGCGGCAGCAGUAGCAGCAACAUGGCUGUUGAUGGGUGUUCGGGGUGGCGCUGGCGGCGGGAGGAGCUCCCUCGAGCCCCUGCGCCUGCCGCCCGUUGCUAGCUAUGGCAAACGGUGGCGGCGGCGGCGGCGGCGGCGGCAGCAGCGGCGGCGGCGGCGGCGGCGGCGGCGGAGGCAGCGGUCUUAGAAUGAGCAGCAAUAUCCACGCGAACCAUCUCAGCCUAGACGCGUCCUCCUCCUCCUCUUCCUCCUCCUCCUCUUCUUCUUCCUCCUCCUCUUCCUCCUCGUCCUCGGUCCACGAGCCCAAGAUGGAUGCGCUCAUCAUCCCGGUGACCAUGGAGGUGCCGUGCGACAGCCGGGGCCAACGCAUGUGGUGGGCUUUCUUGGCCUCCUCCAUGGUGACUUUCUUCGGGGGCCUUUUCAUCAUCUUGCUCUGGCGGACGCUCAAGUACCUGUGGACCGUUUGCUGCCACUGCGGGGGCAAGACGAAGGAGGCCCAGAAGAUAAACAAUGGCUCCAGCCAGGCAGAUGGUACUCUCAAGCCAGUGGAUGAAAAAGAGGAGGUGGUGGCAGCCGAGGUCGGCUGGAUGACAUCUGUGAAGGACUGGGCAGGGGUGAUGAUAUCCGCCCAGACACUGACUGGCAGAGUUCUGGUUGUGUUAGUCUUUGCUCUCAGCAUUGGUGCCCUUGUAAUAUACUUCAUAGACUCGUCAAACCCAAUAGAAUCCUGCCAGAAUUUCUACAAAGAUUUCACAUUACAGAUCGACAUGGCUUUCAACGUGUUCUUCCUCCUCUACUUUGGCUUGAGGUUUAUUGCAGCCAAUGAUAAGCUGUGGUUCUGGCUGGAAGUGAAUUCAGUAGUAGAUUUCUUCACAGUCCCUCCUGUGUUUGUGUCUGUGUACUUAAACAGAAGUUGGCUUGGCUUGAGAUUUUUAAGAGCUCUCAGACUGAUACAGUUUUCAGAAAUUUUGCAGUUUCUGAAUAUCCUUAAAACAAGUAAUUCCAUCAAGCUGGUGAAUCUGCUCUCCAUAUUUAUCAGCACGUGGCUGACUGCAGCUGGAUUCAUCCACUUGGUAGAGAAUUCAGGGGACCCAUGGGAAAAUUUCCAAAACAACCAGGCACUUACGUAUUGGGAAUGUGUCUACUUACUCAUGGUCACAAUGUCUACAGUGGGUUACGGGGAUGUUUAUGCAAAAACCACGCUUGGACGUCUCUUCAUGGUCUUCUUCAUCCUCGGAGGACUGGCCAUGUUUGCCAGCUACGUCCCUGAAAUCAUAGAGUUAAUAGGAAACCGCAAGAAAUACGGGGGCUCCUAUAGCGCGGUUAGUGGAAGAAAGCACAUUGUGGUCUGUGGACACAUUACUCUGGAGAGUGUCUCUAACUUCCUGAAGGACUUUCUGCACAAGGACCGGGAUGAUGUCAACGUGGAGAUUGUCUUUCUUCACAACAUCUCCCCUAACCUUGAGCUUGAGGCUCUGUUCAAACGGCAUUUCACUCAGGUGGAGUUUUAUCAGGGCUCUGUCCUCAAUCCACAUGAUCUUGCCAGAGUCAAGAUAGAGUCAGCAGAUGCAUGCCUGAUCCUUGCCAAUAAGUACUGUGCUGACCCGGAUGCAGAAGACGCCUCCAACAUCAUGAGAGUGAUCUCUAUAAAGAACUACCACCCGAAGAUCAGGAUCAUUACUCAGAUGCUGCAGUAUCAUAACAAGGCCCAUCUGCUCAACAUCCCCAGCUGGAACUGGAAAGAGGGUGAUGACGCAAUAUGCCUUGCAGAGCUCAAGUUGGGUUUCAUAGCCCAGAGCUGUCUGGCUCAAGGCCUCUCCACAAUGCUUGCCAAUCUCUUCUCUAUGAGGUCAUUCAUAAAGAUUGAGGAAGACACAUGGCAGAAAUACUACUUGGAAGGAGUCUCCAAUGAAAUGUACACAGAAUAUCUCUCCAGUGCCUUCGUGGGUCUGUCCUUCCCUACUGUUUGUGAGCUGUGUUUUGUGAAGCUUAAGCUCCUGAUGAUAGCCAUUGAGUACAAGUCUGCCAACAGAGAGAGCCGAAGCCGAAAGCGAAUAUUAAUUAACCCUGGGAACCACCUUAAGAUCCAAGAAGGUACUUUAGGAUUUUUCAUCGCAAGUGAUGCCAAAGAAGUUAAAAGGGCAUUUUUUUACUGCAAGGCCUGUCAUGAUGACGUCACAGAUCCCAAAAGAAUUAAAAAAUGCGGCUGCAGGCGGCUGAUCUAUUCCAAGAUGUCCAUCUACAAGAGAAUGAGACGAGCAUGUUGUUUUGAUUGCGGACGUUCUGAGCGUGACUGCUCGUGCAUGUCAGGCCGUGUGCGUGGUAACGUGGACACCCUUGAGAGAACCUUCCCGCUUUCUUCUGUCUCUGUUAAUGAUUGCUCCACCAGUUUCCGUGCCUUUGAAGAUGAGCAGCCGCCAACACUGUCACCAAAAAAAAAACAACGUAAUGGGGGCAUGAGGAACUCACCCAACACCUCGCCAAAGCUGAUGAGGCAUGACCCCUUGUUAAUUCCUGGCAAUGACCAGAUUGACAACAUGGACUCCAAUGUGAAAAAGUACGACUCCACUGGGAUGUUUCACUGGUGUGCAGCCAAGGAGAUUGAGAAAGUCAUCUUGACUCGAAGUGAAGCUGCCAUGACUGUCCUGAGUGGUCAUGUCGUAGUCUGCAUCUUUGGGGAUGUCAGCUCAGCCCUGAUUGGCCUCCGGAACCUGGUGAUGCCGCUUCGUGCUAGCAACUUUCACUAUCAUGAGCUUAAACACAUUGUGUUUGUGGGCUCCAUCGAGUACCUCAAGCGGGAGUGGGAAACACUGCACAACUUCCCCAAAGUGUCCAUAUUGCCUGGUACGCCAUUAAGUCGGGCUGAUUUAAGGGCUGUCAACAUCAACCUCUGUGACAUGUGCGUUAUCCUGUCAGCCAAUCAGAAUAAUAUUGAUGAUACUUCGCUUCAGGACAAGGAAUGCAUCUUGGCGUCACUCAACAUCAAAUCUAUGCAGUUUGAUGACAGCAUCGGGGUCUUGCAGGCUAAUUCCCAAGGAUUCACACCUCCUGGAAUGGACAGAUCAUCACCUGACAAUAGCCCAGUGCAUGGAAUGUUACGGCAGCCGUCCAUCACAACCGGGGUCAACAUUCCCAUCAUCACAGAACUCGUGAACGAUACUAAUGUUCAGUUUUUGGACCAAGACGAUGACGAUGACCCGGACACAGAGCUGUACCUCACACAGCCCUUUGCUUGUGGGACAGCAUUUGCCGUCAGCGUCCUGGACUCACUCAUGAGUGCGACAUACUUCAAUGACAAUAUCCUCACCCUAAUACGGACCCUGGUGACAGGAGGAGCCACACCAGAGCUCGAGGCUCUGAUAGCUGAGGAGAAUGCGCUUCGAGGGGGCUACAGCACUCCGCAGACGCUGGCCAACAGGGAUCGCUGCCGAGUGGCCCAGUUAGCCCUGUUGGAUGGGCCCUUUGCGGACUUAGGGGAUGGUGGUUGUUAUGGUGAUCUGUUCUGCAAAGCUCUGAAGACAUAUAACAUGCUUUGUUUUGGAAUUUACCGGCUGAGAGAUGCCCACCUCAGCACCCCCAGCCAGUGUACAAAAAGGUACGUCAUCACCAAUCCCCCCUACGAGUUUGAGCUCGUACCGACAGACCUGAUCUUCUGCCUGAUGCAGUUUGACCACAACGCUGGCCAAUCCCGGGCCAGUCUGUCUCAUUCCUCCCACUCCUCACAGUCGUCCAGUAAGAAGAGCUCCUCCGUCCACUCCAUCCCGUCCACAGCAAAUCGGCCGAACCGGCCCAAGUCCAGGGAGUCCCGCGACAAACAGAAUGCAACAAGGAUGACUAGAAUGGGCCAAGAAAAGAAAUGGUUUACAGAUGAGCCGGAUAAUGCCUAUCCCAGAAACAUUCAAAUCAAGCCCAUGAGUACCCACAUGGCUAACCAGAUCAACCAAUAUAAAUCCACAAGCAGCCUGAUCCCUCCAAUCAGAGAAGUUGAAGAUGAAUGUUGACUCCCAGGAGACCAGAACUAUUUUUUUAAAGCCUGACAAACUUCAUAAAUGGUGACGUGACUUUUCUUCCUCUUACAUGCUGAAUCACUGGUGGAAAUUCUAGAAUAAGCAAGAAUUGCAAGAAAAUAAAGUUAGACAGAUCUUUCUCUUUGCCUUGAAUACUGCUUCCAUGUAUUUUGGAAAAGAAAAUGGUUUCAUUUAUAAAUGAACAUACUAAAAUAGUCAUGUAUAGCUUUUAGCGUUUUAAAUUAUUUUUAUUUAUUAGAAAGAAAAUAUAUUUUUUCUUUUUUUUUCAUUGCCAGAUAUCUUCCCAUAUAUUACAGAAAUGCAAAAUCAAAAUGAGUAAGUGGCCAGAUUCCUUAAUGCACAUUUCUCUUCUUUCUCUCUUUUUUCUUUGAGGAGAAUGAUGGUCACCACCCCAAUUUGUAAUGAAGGGAAAUGAAUUACUAAAACAAAUUUAAGAUGGCCAACAAUGUAUGCACAUAGUUUAGUAAAUCAAAAAAAAAUGUCAAAAGAGUGGAGGUGAAUAUUUCCCUCUCCCCUGGAUGAGUGUAUGUUUUGAUCUGCAUUGACACCAGCUCUUAACAAAUCAAACUUCAUUAUCUUCACAGUUGAAAGUCAUAUCUUUGUAGUUUCAGUUUUCCUCCAGUGUUUCUUAUCCUUUGUUUAUAUAUUUAGAAGAAAGAACUUCUUGUAACUUUUCUGCAGUUGCCAGAUCAGGUUUAAGCAACCAGCUCAGGAUAUGGGGAAGAGUUAUAGGCACAUCUAGAAUGUGAAGGUUGUGAGCCAGAGGCACCCAAGAGCAGGCUCUGUUGUUCUCAUGGUGAGGCCUCCUCUGCCAUGCUUAUGCUCCUUGUUUCAUACUUCUAAGUCACCCAAGCAAGUUAUGGACUGUGGGAGGAUCUGGUAUGUUCUUUUCCCUGUUCAGAGCUUUUAGUCUGAAAGUUGGUGAACAUCAACGAAUAGUUUACCUAACAAUAGGAUCUAAGAAGUAUGCAUGCUUAUCACAAAUUUUUGGUUUAGAAGUCAGACAAUGUCCAAUUGUCAAGGAGAUGACUUUUGCUCAGAUUUUCAUUUGUUGGCUUUCCUUGGUCGAAUUGCUGGGACAAAACAUUCAAACUCGCUAAAUUACUUACAAAAAAAGAAAAUAAACCAACCGACCAAACAACCAAACCCAAACCAGUAACAACCAAAAGGAAAGUAAGUCAUGCUCUUAACAUAGACUGUUAGAAAAAGGCCUUUGAAAACUACCAGCAAUGAAAUAAAAUGUGUCGGCCACUUCAACCUGUGGUCAAAAGAUUUUUCUAGCCAUCAGAUGCAAUUGUGAUGUCUGAGCUCUGCUGUUGCAUGCACGCCCAGUGUAUAGUCACCUCAACAACUGUUUUCAUUCCAACGACUCAGAAAGUCUUUUCAGCUUCAUAGUGAUCAACCUCUGAUAUGAUCAUCAGGGUCUCUGGAGAAUUUUGGGUGUGACUGUGAUUUUUAUUUUCUUAAAAAUGUAAAAUGUGAACACUUUUCCAAACUAACAAAAAAUAGCCCCUACAGUCCCAUGACAUCUCUUCCAUGAACUCUUUAGGCCAUGAUUCUGUGGUACCUAAUUAUGAUAGUUCAAAUCAGAUCAGAGCAAAGCAAUGUGGUCACCAUGGAAACAUAUGUCCACCUAGGACUCCAAUUACCAAGGUAGGCAAAAUGAGCUUCCACCUCUGUCCACUCCCUGCAGAGCCAAUAUAGCUGUGCUUCCACCUUGUAGGCAAUGUCCUGCAGUGACUUGUCGGACUGUGGUUACUCUGUUGUCACACUUUGUAGAAUUAGUUCUAUAAAAGUAUUGUGAAUAUAAUGUGUGUCCAAUUGGAUUGUUAACACAAAAAUAUUUAUAACCAAUCACUAGUCUACUCAGGCUAAAAUGAUGUCAGCAGUUUUAUAUUUGGGCUUAUAAACAUUUCUUGGUUUCCAACAGAACUCAGAUGUGUUGGUGGGGAGAAUCCACUGCCAGGAUCUUGACAGCAUUCCUGAAAGCUAAGACUUCCUUUAACAUCAUGAUUUUGCAUUGGGGUUACCUAAGUACAUUCAUGUCAAUCCACGCUCUUCUUUCCUUCCUGAACCAUAGUAGGCUCUUCUUUACACUCAUUCUGAUUAACCUUACCUCUGAAUUUGUCUUAGUUCUUUGAUCUCCUAUGGUGACCAAGGGUGUUUACCUAAAUAGUCAUCCAUUAGAAAAAUAAUAGUCUCAACACUCUAUUCCAUGCAAGGCAGGAUCCAGAAGCAUAAUCCCCAUUUCACACUCUAGCUAGAGAUUUAAAUCUAAACUUGCUUCUCAUCCACAAUGGCUCUGAUUGUUUCUUACAGUAAGGGGAUCCCUCCACUCACCAAGCAGCUUCCCAAACUCUAGAUAGUAGAAAUGGAUAUCUACUCCCUAGAGUAGAUAGAGUAAUAAAUGAGAAACAGAUCAAGUGUGAUUCUCAGAUUGUACAGAAAAUGAUCACGUAGUGGCCCCAUUUGAUAAGAACUCACAGCGACUCAGUUGAAACAGAAAUAACAUUUGCUAAAAAAGAACUGGAGGGCUCAAGGCAACAAGCAAAGUUCCCAGUUUGUUUCUGUUGGUUGAGUUCUGAGCCCUCUGUAGGAUAAAACACUGCCUUUCCAUCUACAUUCACCUGAGUCCAAUGGUGGUCCUCUUUGGAAUAUUCCACAUUAGAAGUCUCUGACCUUUAGUCCCUGAUCAGGGUUUCAGAAAAGCUAUCUUGGCAAACUAAUGGCUUGGGUGCUUUGGAAAUCAGUCCAUUUGUAAAACAGAAACCACCUGUGUAAGAGUACAUCAUUGCCAUCACCAUCUUUCUCAUGGCGGCAGUUUGUCUUUGUCUAAGCAACUGUAUUUUGAAAUUACCCUCCCCUGGUAUAAGAUAGCAGAAGAUAUUCACUUAAGGUGUUUUAUGUUUAUAAAUUGAUUACAUCAAAGGCACUUGGAAGAACAGCCUUCCUUCUAUAAGUUAUACUUUGUUUUUGCUGUUGUUUGUUUGUUUUUAAGUGUUGGAAGACUUUAAUCAAGGAAUUAGAAUCGUUUGGAUUGAGUUGGAAGUGGAGAGUGGGAAAACGUACAAAAUUAGAGAUAUUUUGAACGGAAAACAGAAAGUGCCCGACUAUGCUUGAUUUAGAAGUUCAAGAGCACUCAUAAUAAUUUUAGCUAUUAGCUAUAAAAAUGUUCUUUAAAUCCUUCAAGAUUCAGUGACUUAAACAUGAAGUUGAUUUGUUGAGAUGGUAAAGGUCUCUUUAAGACCAACUAAAGCAUUGGUUGCCUUGCCUCAGCCAAGCCCUGAGAGACAAUUUUUUUCCUGAGCUGUAAUCAUGGCUCUUCCGAUCAUAUUAUCCAUAUAGCAUUUCUGAGCUAAACACACUAUCCACUCUCUGCUCUGGACAAAGAACAGUCAGUAUAGUUCAUCUCUCUACUCUCCAGCUUGAAAGCUCUUAGAGUGGAGAUGCAAAGGUUUAUGUUCAGACUCACCUCCACCACUGAUGAGCUGGUUUUAUUCACUAUAGUUUCUCUUUACAGUCUCCCUUCCCACCUUCCCUGUCUCUUGAUGCAGGAGAGAUUUGGAUAGUCUCUUCAUUUCUAAUACACAUCUCCAACAAUAUGUGGAGAGAGUCUGGACAACCCUACUCAGCUGCUGCUAUUCUCAUUCAUGUCCUUCAUCUACGCUCACCCUUACUUCUCAUUUUGUUCCAUUUGUCUGGUUGUGCUCAUGUUCGCACAGUGUCUUUGCUGCUUACAUUCAUAAGUGCCAUUUUGAGUUGUCAUUUUCAUCCUCCAGCAGGACCUUGUGGAAAGAAAAAUAGAAAGACAUAGAAAAGUACAAAGAAAACCAGUACAAGUAGGUGACUCAGAGUCAUCUUGAUUACCAAGAAAUCACACAAAUUCACUGAACACUGAGUUCUUUUAAUCAUAUUUUCUGCUUUUAGAAUGGUGGUAAAGUCAUAGAUAUAGUAGCCCUCACUACUUAAGGCUUUAUGUAUCACUUUCAAAAGCUUAAACAAACUGAAGAAUCACUUUCAACUUAGAUUCCCACUAGAUUCCCUUUAGGCCUCUGCUGUUUUCCCCAUGUUUUUAAUAAAUAUGUUUCUGCAAUAAAAACAAUAAUUUCUCAUUUAAAUCCCAUGAUCUCUUGAUAAAACAAGGAGUCUCUUUGGAUUCAUUUAGGUUAUUUAAGCCAAGUUUAUCUUAACUGGUCUUUGCCCAUUCGUGGCCAGGUAUUAAUAAUUCCAAAAUUAUCACUAAAAUAAGGCAAUGCAGAAGAUAUUUUAAACUUCAUUUUUGAAUAUCUAUGAUAACAAUGAUUUUAAAAUAUUCAGAAAGAGACCCAUGUGACCAAAGACCCUUAUCCCUGCACUUGUUAGGAUCCCCCUGCAUUCCAGUCUCACAUUGCUUCAUGGAGAAAUGAUUCUCAUUUAGACUUUUUGUUCUAGACCACUCUUUUUAAUUGUGCUUUUGAAAAUGUUGGCCGGGUGGUGGUGGCGCACGCCUUUAAUCCCAGCACUUGGGAGGCAGAGGCAGGUGGAUUUCUGAGUUCGAGGCCAGACUGGUCUACAGAGUGAGGUCCAGGGCAGCCAGGGCUACACAGAGAAACCCUGUCUUGAAAAACUAAAAAUAAAAAAAAAAAAAGAAAAUUAAAAUGCAUAACUCCAAGUAUAUAUCAAAAGGUUAGAAAGAAGAACAAAAAGAGAUAUGUGCAACACUUUAAGAAGCCCUGGAAAGAGGUGGUACCUAAGUUGAAAAGAAGAGGUUCCCUUGAAUCAUGAAUGGGAAAAAUGAUAGGCUGGGCUGUGGAGACUUUUUAAUAGGAAAUACUUGGCUUGACGGGAGGCACAAGGUUCGUGAGUUUUUUCCAAUGAAAGGAGCCUUCAGAAGCUAUAAUGCACUGGUACCAAGGUGAUUUUGCCUUAUGGAGCAACUUACCUUCAAAAUUAAGUUUGUGUCCAUGCACUCACUGAAAACAAUAUAUGGCAAGAGUUCGAAGAAGGAGCUAGAAAGUGGGUGAAGAGCCACAUUUAAAUUGGAGCAUUGAUUUAGAAAGUCAGAGAGAGUCACUGAAAGGUCCAAACAAAGAGUGAUGGAUAGUAGUGACUCUACCCUUUGGAGGUCGAAGCCUUUGAGAUGUUCUGCUCUUUCUGGAAAUUAUCACAGAAACCUAGGCUCUCAAGCUGAACCAUCUUCAGUAGCCUGAGGUCCUGUGGUUGCACUCAACAACAGCUCACCAUGAAGAACACCUACCUUCCUCCUACAUUUCCACCCUGUCAUGAAGGACUCAAUUAUUAAAAUACCCAUGAUGGGUCCACCACACAGAUUAAAGGAAAGGAAUAGAUUUUCAGGGUUUUUAAAAAAAAGAGUCCUGCUAGUUAUAUUAUUUUACAGAUAUUAAUAUAAUAAGAAUGCCAGGUAGACCACCAAGAAAUCAUAGAAUAAUCAAGAAUUAAGAAUUUCUAACUAUGAGUGAGCAUUAUCAAGGCAUCUUGUCAGGUAAUCUGCUAACUAGGACUUAGUAGACAGCACCAGUACAUGUUUGUCAGAGGAAUGGAUCCAGUUGGAAGGAUGAGUAUGACACAUUCUUGCUUGCGGUAAGCUUAAAAUCCAACUUAAAGGAGUGCCCUGAAGAGCCAGUAGAGAAAGAGUAAGCAUGUAAAUAACAUUAUCCUCCAAUAGAACAGGAGACAAAGGAACAAGCAGUUUGAAGUGGUUAAUCAAGACUUGUAGACUAGAUGGGGUUUCAGAGGUAGGUAAGCUGAGGAGCAACAUCCUGGUUCACUCAGGAAUGUGGAUAGAUCAAUGAUUGCAUUAGUCAAAUAGUCCCUGUGCACCUGUUGAUGGACAACUUGUGUCCCUUUUUGGCAACAGAAGAUGUAUUAUAUAAAAGAUGCAUCCAAUAAAGACUUUUUAUUAGAUGGGCUACAUAGCAAGUAAGUACCAUGACAGUUGUGGAAGUUUGACUUGGAUUCUAAGGCUGGGUAGGAGUUUGAAAGAGUCUAUAUAAAGGAAUUGUUUACUGCAGACCCCAAGGACAGAGCAGUGCAGAGGGACAGAAAGAAGAGAAGAAUGUGAGAAGAAUUUAGGCAGCUAAGAAAGAGGUUGUUUUCUUCCCUAUAAAAAGAAGGGGAGAGACCUAUUCCCACCAUGAAGAUGUUCUGGGCUGAAGAUGCAGACAGAACUGAAAAGAUGCUCUGGGAGGUCCAGGUCCUAAGGAAGUCCCUUAUACCCCUCCAACUUAGUGCCCCAGGUAACUAUAAAGGGAGAAGUCUGGAUGAGGUUUUUCAAUAAAGAAGAAAGCAUAGGCUUAGAUGAUAGGUCAGUAGAACUGUCUGGGGGCUACAGCCAAGUUUUCAGGGCCUCAAUGGAACAAACCAAGCUGAUAUGAUUAGGACAGAAUAUCUAUUUAGUAUUGGGAGAGUGGGAAACAGAAAGGGGGUUUAAAAAUAGAGAAAAUGAAGCAUUAAAUGUGGGUUGAGAUGCAGGUGAUCUGAAAUGGUAACUCAGAAGUAUUGAGGCAGAUUGGAAGGACCAGUUUUCUCUUUGUCUUUAUCUCAUGUAGUUGCCAUGAAGACUGGAUUGAGUGAGAAACUAGCAGGCCAUUCUAGGUCACUUUUUACACCAUGGAAAUGGAGGAUACAUGGGCAUCUAGGUCAUCAGUGUGCCUUCUAAAGUACCCACAAAAACAUCUUGAGAGGUGGUCUCUCCUUUCAACAGUUCACAUCACUCCCAUUGUACCUCAUCCUUCACCCAGAACCUUCUAGUUGCAACAGCCUUAGUACACAAAAUGCUAAGGUCACCUCAUUUUGAUGGCCUUUCUGGACAGGGUAAACAGCAGAGCUUUUUGGCCAAGUGAAAACUGAUCUCCUUUCUAGGUAGAAUAUUAAAUUGAAAAGAGCUUUCCCCUGGUCUGUUUAUCCCACAAGGAACUUCUGUGUUUCUUCUUGUCCUCCAAAGCUGACCCCAAAGCUCUCCAGGGCCUGUGUUAGGAAACAGCACCUGUCCUGCUGUUUAGAGUCUUAGAUGGAAAUGUACACACACAACACAUGUGCCUGUCAAAGCAUCUCAGAACUUCCUGCCCUAGGGAUCCAGGAGGUAGUCAUCCAGGAGGAGGUAGUCAUGGGGAAAGGAGCCCCUACAAUGAGACAAGUCAAGCUCCAGGUUACACUAAACCAGAGCCCUUCCCACCCCAGUACCUCCGUUCUUCUUUUCCUUCCGCUGUGUACACAUUUGACCAGAACUGCAACAUUUCAAACAUAAACCCAGAUCUGCCUGGAAAUCCUAAUUAAAAACGUUCUGUUCCCAGGUGGUACAAUCACAUCCUGCCUAAAGUGUCUGGCUCACGUCCCACCAUGCAGAUGCUGAAAAGAGACUUUUCCCCACUUAACACCAAAACCUUCAUUUGGGAUUUCUUCAGGGGACAAAGGGAAAAAAAAACCAAUUCAGAGGUACCCAUAUGCAGAGGUCAGCCUACAACAUGUUCAUUAAGGGAAAAGAGCGUGGUUUGUUUCUCUGUCUUACACAUUUUGAUUGCUGGCAUGGUGACUGUGGCUAUGAUAAAUUAUGUAACCAGACAGGAACUAGAGAAGAGAAUAAAUGCUGGUGCUCUGAAAUGACCUACCCAACUCUGUCAUCUGUAACAACCAGUGAUAACUCUCUUGUCUUGUAAAAAGGGUUUGUACAUAACUUGUACAUGGUUUCAUUUUGUAUUUUUCGCAGAUUAAAAAUUUAUGUAUUUGUGUUCUAAAA
This is a messenger RNA of Mastomys coucha (southern multimammate mouse), 12610 nucleotides long. RefSeq names its product potassium calcium-activated channel subfamily M alpha 1 (gene Kcnma1). NCBI's taxonomy places the organism in Eukaryota, Metazoa, Chordata, Mammalia, Rodentia, Muridae. The record is from RefSeq and is a predicted model, not a curated record. The transcript is spliced from 32 exons. The coding region runs from base 952 to 4848 and encodes 1298 amino acids. Gene Ontology annotation, biological process: potassium ion transport; transmembrane transport. Gene Ontology annotation, cellular component: postsynaptic membrane. Gene Ontology annotation, molecular function: large conductance calcium-activated potassium channel activity.